AUGGCAAAUCCAGAGGAAAUUCCACCCAACAACACGCUUACACAAGACGGAGGAGAGACAGGCCCAGAGUUGGAGGUUGUAUCUGUUACAGAGGAGGAGCUUCCUGUUGUCCAGACUCCCACCACUGCUGAUGUCAGCACAUUAGGCUCCGCCCAUGGCAACAACAACACCCCUCCCCCUGACAACCAAGAUGGCCCACCUAACGAACCAGCCCUGCCCACUGAGGCCGGAGAGACCAAUCAGACGCAGGACUCACACACAGACCCCACUGCUCCACCCUCUCACACCUUACCAGUCACUAAAGUACAGCCUUUUUUCUCUGAGAUGCAGAGUCUCGGGAGUCGUCUGUUGGCUCGCAGGAUGGAGUUACUGAUCGGAGUGUGUGUCCUGGUCCUAGUCAGCCUCAUCUUCGCUAUUGGCCUUGGAGGUGUGGGUCUGAGUUGUGUUGGAAAGUUCCGGUGCUCCACGUCUGUCUGCAUUCCGCUCUCAGCUCAGUGUGACGGGAGAGAAGAUUGCCCAGCAGGAGAGGACGAGCUGAGCUGUGUGCGAGUCAGUGGGCGUUCUCUGGUGCUGCAGCUGUUGUCUGCAGGAGUGUGGAGGACAAUCUGUGCAGACGGCUGGAAACACAGUCUCACCCAGCAUGCCUGCUACCAGCUGGGAUACCCCAGUUAUAUAGAUUCUGCUUUUGUGGCGCUGAAGGCCGUGGAGGAGGAGUUUCAAAGCAACCUGGUGUCAAUCAAUCUGACGGAACCCGGCCUCCUUCAACACGUCAAAAUACACAACUCCAGCUAUCUCAGCAGAACACAGUGCCCAUCAGGGAUGGUCGUCACACUCCAAUGCCAAGCCUGUGGCUCCAGGCCUCGUUUCGGUGCCCGUAUCGUGGGGGGGAACGUGUCGGGGGAGGGGCAGUUCCCAUGGCAGGUCAGCCUCCACUUCCACAGCGAGCAUCUGUGUGGAGGCUCCAUCAUCACACACACCUGGGUCCUCACCGCCGCACACUGCGUCUACGGAUUUGCAUAUCCCCGCCUGUGGGCGGUGCAUGUGGGGCUCAUCGACCAACCAGUAUAUGGAGCCCAGUCCGUUGCCGUGGAGAAGAUCAUCUACCACAGCCGGUACCGCCCCAAAGGGCUGGACUAUGACAUCGCACUGAUGAAACUAGCCAAUCCACUGACUUUUAAUGGAUUGGUGGAGCCCAUCUGUCUGCCUGGCUUUGGGGAGGAGUUUCAGGAGGGGAGGAUGUGCUGGAUCUCAGGCUGGGGUAGCCAGGAGUAUGAAGGUGAGCCCAGUGUGUCUCUACAGGGAGCUCGGGUCCCUCUCAUGUCCUCUAAGGUGUGCACUCAGCCAGGUGUGUAUCCAGGAAUCAUCUCUCCGGGAAUGAUCUGCGCUGGAUACCUGGAUGGAGGAACUGACUCCUGUCAGGGUGAUAGUGGUGGUCCCCUGGCGUGUGACGUGGACUCUGUGUGGAAGCUGGUGGGAGUGGUCAGCUGGGGGGGGAAAAGGGACAUUAGAAAUUAACCUGGAGUCUACACACGCGUCACACACACACUCCGCUGG
This is a messenger RNA of Alosa alosa (allis shad), 1554 nucleotides long. It is a transcript of the gene tmprss3a, whose product is annotated as transmembrane serine protease 3a. Gene Ontology annotation, biological process: proteolysis. The annotation marks the transcript as partial. NCBI's taxonomy places the organism in Eukaryota, Metazoa, Chordata, Actinopteri, Clupeiformes, Clupeidae. The record is from RefSeq and is a predicted model, not a curated record. Gene Ontology annotation, molecular function: protein binding; serine-type endopeptidase activity. Gene Ontology annotation, cellular component: membrane. The transcript is spliced from 13 exons.